This is a messenger RNA of Trichoderma virens Gv29-8, 708 nucleotides long. RefSeq lists its product as uncharacterized. Lineage: Eukaryota; Fungi; Ascomycota; Sordariomycetes; Hypocreales; Hypocreaceae. The transcript has 2 exons. The record is from RefSeq and is a predicted model, not a curated record. The coding region runs from base 1 to 708 and encodes 235 amino acids.
AUGUUUCGUUCACGAGUACGCAGCCGGUUGCUGGAGCGCUAUGAGAGACAAGUCUGCGAGAAGCUCUGCCGGCAGACGGCCAAUGGCUGCGAGCGUAGCUUUGCCUCGGCGCAGGCGUCGACAAGAAAUUAUGCGACGGGCAAGACUGUAGCGAAUGCGAAUGCCUCGAGGGCGGUGAAUAAGCCUGCACCUGGAUCGACGUCUUCUCCUCGGAUAUCUUCGACGACGACGACGACGACAUCAGCAGCGGCGGCAACAAAGGCGGCAGAAGCAGGAGCUCUACGAACGGCCGAGGCGCGGGACUCGGCGCUGCGGGCGGCGCGCAUGCGACGCCUUGCGCAACAGCAGGAUAGACUUGCGGAGGAGACGAAGAAGAAGGAGGAGAAGCGGGAGUACAAGAAGCGGUACGACGUGGCGGCGCGGAAGUGGGUGUCGACGAUUAUUGCGCUGCCGAUAUUCCUUGUGACGAGUUACUAUCUGUUUGACAGGCGUGAGUCCUUCCCCCAGCAAAAUGAUAUGAUGCGUGUUCGUUGUUUUGCUGACGGGAGAAUGAAGGGUGUAUUGGAACAGGAGACUAUGGCAUAUUAUGCCUUUCAACGCAUUUGUACAAGCGUUGAGCAGCCUCAUGAGACUGUCAUCAAUAUGGCUCUGCAUUUUGAUGAAGCUUUCGACUGGCUUGAAAUUGGAGCCUCAUUUGUCCAUCCUUGA